Messenger RNA from Vanderwaltozyma polyspora DSM 70294, 927 nucleotides. RefSeq names its product methylsterol monooxygenase (gene ERG25). The record is from RefSeq and is a predicted model, not a curated record. Gene Ontology annotation, biological process: ergosterol biosynthetic process. Gene Ontology annotation, molecular function: C-4 methylsterol oxidase activity; iron ion binding. Bases 1 to 927 code for a protein of 308 amino acids. NCBI's taxonomy places the organism in Eukaryota, Fungi, Ascomycota, Saccharomycetes, Saccharomycetales, Saccharomycetaceae. The transcript has a single exon.
AUGUCUGCUGUUUUCAGUAAUUCAACACUUUCUGAACUUUUGAGGGAUGACUCCUUCUCAAAGACUUUGCAAAAUGUCAUAACCUCUCAACCACAAUUAAAUGUUAUGGAACAAUACUGGGCCGCUUGGUAUACUUACAUGAGCAAUGAUAUCCUAGCUACCGGUUUGAUGUUCUUUUUAUUGCAUGAAUUCACCUACUUUGCUAGAUGUUUACCAUGGUUCGUCAUAGAUCAAAUCCCAUACUUCAGAAGAUGGAAGAUUCAACCAACUAAAAUCCCAUCUGCUAAGGAACAAUGGCACUGUUUCAAAUCUGUCGUCUUAUCCCAUUUCUUAGUCGAAGCCAUCCCAAUCUGGACUUUCCACCCAAUGUGUGAAAAAUUAGGUAUCUCUGUUCAAGUUCCAUUCCCAACUCUAAAGAGAAUGACUUUGGAAAUUGGUUUAUUCUUUGCUUUAGAAGAUAUGUGGCAUUACUGGGCUCACCGUUUAUUCCAUUACGGUGUCUUUUACAAGUACAUUCACAAGCAACAUCAUAGAUACGCUGCUCCAUUCGGUUUAUCUGCUGAAUAUGCUCAUCCAGCUGAAACUUUAUCCUUAGGUUUCGGUACCGUUGGUAUGCCAAUUCUAUACGUUUUAUACACUGGUAAAUUACAUUUGUUCACUUUAUCCUUAUGGGUUGUUUUAAGAUUAUUCCAAGCCGUUGACUCUCACUCUGGUUACGAUUUCCCAUGGUCUUUGAACAAGUUCUUACCAUUCUGGGCCGGUGCUGAACAUCACGAUUUACAUCACCACUACUUCAUUGGUAACUACGCUUCUUCUUUCAGAUGGUGGGAUUUCUGUUUGGACACUGAAGCUGGUCCAGAAGCUAAGGCUGCUAGAGAAGAAAGAAUGAAGAAGAAUGCUGAACAAAACGCUAAGAAGGCUAACUAA